UUGCUUAACUUCAACGAUCGCAGCCGAACGCGCUAACCACUUGCGCCAUCGAGCUCCUCCAGCUAAAUUUCGAAUAGGUUCAAUUCAAAUAACUAUAAAUGCGGUCAAUGACUGAAGAUUCUUCAAUUUCUACAGUCUUAGUCUAAAUUAUUUGAUUUAUUUUUUUAUCUUAAAAGGAUGGCAAAUUAACUUAUGACCUGCCAAAUGGUAAGCGGCCUCCAUAACCUAUAGAUGCUUGCGAUACCAACAAUAUCGCUCGCACCGUUGCCUACCCUGACCCAAUCCCCUACCCAGUGGAGCCCUGGUACCUUACUCACCGACAGAGACACAACACCACCAAUAGGUAGUGUUAUUUUACUGUGGUUUUUUUACGGACGCUCCAAUUCGAGCGGGAAAUCCGCUAUGCCCUAUCUCUCUUAAAUUCAUUUAGUUUUUAUCUCGAUUAAUAAUACUUCUUAAUAAGCGUAUGAUCCUCUAACUAAAUCAAACUUAGGACAGUCUCCCUUUUCCCUUAAUUUUAAAGGAUAUAAUUCAGCAGUCAAAUUAAAAAAGUUUUGCAGUCAAAUUAACUUUUAGGAUGAGAAUUAAAACAUAAAAAAUUAGAACCGAAAUUUAUUUAUCACUUUCUUUAAGCCAAAAAAAAAUAAUACGACUAGCUAAAAAUACAAACAGUCAAUAUAAAUAAUGUAAUGUCGGAGCUAAAAAUAAAAAAGAAGCGAAAUGUGACUAAUGAAGUCGUUAGUAAAGUAGCACAUUUCUAUUUUUAUACUUCCUUACAUCGCGAAAGCUUCGGUUUUUACGCGCAUCGCUAAAAUUCCACUACAUGCUAUUACAUCAGCAAUACACGGUUAUUACGAUAGGUAUUUCAUGUUAAUUACGACGGACUCAUGACUAUCUGGUUGUAUAUCAAAUGAAGUUCGGUAAUUUUUUUUUCGUAUGUUCUCAUUUCGGAAAGUUCGUCAAAACAUGUUUUAAUUCGAAAAAGGUUUUAUUUAUUUUCUAUUAUUAGAGUUUCAAACUCAUCAAAAAUAAAUUAUUGUGUUGUUCUAUUUUUAAAUCAGCAUGCUCUGUACCUUUAUUUCAAUGGAAAUAACAUAGACAGAUUAUUUAGAAACAGCAUGCAAAGGAAUUAAGAUCUCAUAAGGCCUUAUCGCUUAUUAAUAUGCGUAUGACAUAACGCAAAAACAGAGCACAUGACUUUCUCAUCAUCAGAAUAAGCCUACAUACAGUAAGUGUUUAUUAGUGCCAUGGAAUAAAUUAUAUUUGUCAUAAUGUCUUAAGCAGUUUUGCUUAAAUUUAGAUUAAAGUUAGAUAAGUAAAGAUGGUAGAAUUUAAGUAUAAAAUGUUACAUAAAUUUAGGCGUUGCUGUAGUAUUAAAAGCAAGAUGUUACUUAUAUAUUUUGCUUUACUUUAACGACUUUUUCCGAUAGUUUAAAAUGAUUCAAAUUGAAGCAUUGGUUGUUAGAAGUAUAUUUUAUGUAAUAUAAAAAAUCGUCUCACGCUUCUCUUACUUAAUUAGUGAAAUAAUAUUUAUUUCUAUUAUUUUAAUUUCUGUCUGCAAACUUGAACACGCUCGGUGUAAGAAAGUGAUUAUUUUCGUUACGCAACAUUUCUUCAUGUUCUGUUGUUUUUGCACAGAAGACAUUUUAUUGUGUAAUUUAGAUUAUUUCCGAAUUUAAUAAGGAUUUUUUACAUUCUAAUUACUAAUACAUAAUUACAAAAAAACCAGGCGUAUUGUGGUUAAACCGAUACCAACCAUAUAUUAGAAAUCACAAAAGCGUUUUUAUUCAAGCCAAGAUAUUUUUUAAAUUAAGCUGUUGAUUCCAAAAAGAUCAUUAAGUUCCAUUUUUAGAAAAGGUCGUUAAGGUUGAGUAUCAACCAAAUUUGCCUCGUUUUUAGAGGCAAAGAACAUAAAAAAAAACGAAAAAGUAUUUCCUGAUGGCGCCCGUGACAAAUUCGAAAUUCGAAUCCAACAUUGGAUUUGUGACAAUAUUAAUAUAAUAAUUUGCAAAGGCGGCGAAAAUUUCGUGGAAUCGUUUUCAAUAGGUAAAAACUAAACACAAGCGAGAACUUCAUAGCGUAUGUAAAUAUCGAUAUGGUAAUAUAAUAUUUUUAUUAGAACUGACAGUUUGAUUGAUAUGUACGUAUCUGCCGUGAAAUUGGGUCGGAUUUUCUAUCAAAACCAUUUAGUGGGUGUAUUUUACAUAAGACAACAAUGUGUAGGUAUACGGGAGAAAUAUAAAUAUCGCCCCCGUAUAUGUAAAUAUCACAUUCAUCAUUAUUUAGGUAAAAAUUUUUACUUGGAAAUAAAAGUGAGAAAGGUAGACUAGUCGAUCGAUCGAUGUACUUAAGUAUCUUUAAUACAUAUGUAGUUACCCUUUUCAUUCCCUCGGCAAUGAUAAUAUUUUGUUUAAUAGCUGAUGCUAAUUAAACAUACUAUUUCUCGAGUUUAUUCAAAUUUUAAUGGGACUUACCUGAUGUACCUAUUUAGUUUAAAAUUUACUUUUGUACACAACGUACGCUGUGACAAAUCUGUUCCGAAUCAGCUUAGACGUUGAUGUUGAUAAGUUUUUAUUUGGCAUAAUUCGAUUCCAAAUCGAAUUCUCGGCGGGAGGCGAAAAAAAAAGUUAACUUUCAAUUGGAAUCACGUACUUGCCCAGCGUGUUUUAAACAGCCUUUUGUUUUUUUCGACACUGACGAAGAAAGGAGGUUUAUUUUGUUGGAACAUCAUUAAUUCGAAACAAUUGAACGUUUCAAUUUUAAAAUUUGAUUUGAGAGUCUUGAGAAGGCACCCACUAGGGGCUUUUAUAACAGUGAUUAGCAGUUAAAUCGUAUAACUACUGGGUUGGCACGCAUCGCAUGUUUUACUAAAACUAAUUUGGUUUAUUGUAUUUAAAAAACUGCGUGGAAGAUGAUCGAUGGAGCAGUUUUACUGUGUUUGCUAUGCGAUCGUGAAUGUUAAAGCAACUGUUGCAAUGGUCCAUCAAAGGAUGGGUGAUUGAAGUUUAUUAUCCGUGCAUCGGAACUUUGGAAGCUGUGGUACCGACUGCAUUAAAUUCGUUAGAUCAUCAUCUCAUUCUCAUUUUACACAAAAAAAAACAAUUUUGUAAUGAGUUCCGCUGACAGCCAAAUCGAAAAGUUAUUCAAAUAAUUGUUGAAUAACUAAUAAAAAUAGUUCAGUUCCGCCUCUUUAAGAGUUCGGAAAAUUUUCAACAACAUCAGAUCGGAUAGGUACCUAAUGAAUCUUUUGUCAGCGUGAAAUCGCAAGAACUCGGUCGGAGACGGGUUUUUUUUCGUCUACUUCAACAUUAAAUCAAAUAAUUAGAGCGUAGAAUUCAAAUACUGAUGAAUGAAAUGAGGAAAAAGAGAAAAUAAACACUGGUUACCUAUAUACGAAAGAGGUUAAUAAAACAAUUUUAUGUGCUAACUCAUUUGCGGUAAAAAGUUGCGAACAAAAAGUACCAAUUUAUUCACGAGAACAAUGGAGAGGCUUAAUAAAAACUGAUAUUUGUGUUUUUAGAAAAGGAUGAUUCAUUAUCAUAUUAUUAGACUGGAGUUAUGGGAACUUGAAAAGUAGACUCUUGUAUUUUCACGAAUGUUCUCUGAGAGGGCGUAUUUAAUUUUAAAUUAAACCCAAACUCUUAAUUAAUUUGUUAGAAUUUCCUUUUUUUUUGCAUUUGCAUUGUAUUCAAAAUGAAUACUCUGUUUUACAUAUUAUUUACAGUAAAAUACUUAACUCUUUUUGAUGUUUAUAACUAUAUUUUUUCAGUAUUCAGUAUUAUGUCAAUUUAUCUUUCUAUAAUCAUUUAAUAACUUGAAUGAUAUAAGGUAAAUUGAUUAAUCGUUCAAAUGAUGAUGUUGAAAACGGAAUUAAUUCUUUUUUCAACACAGUUGCUCAAAAAUGUAUUUACGGAGGUUGUAUACGUUGUUCGAAACUACGUGCCAUAAAACGUAGCGUGCGGUAAAAUGUUUUACCGCACGCUCCCAUAUAUGACAACUUGUGUAUCCUUUACGGUUUUUUCUUAAUUUCGAUCGAACCUCCACGGAACCGCUUUUAUUCUACACCUUCGUCACACUUUAAUACUAAAACAAAAAAAAGAAUUUUCACCACCCACACGUGGCGCCAUUUUGAAAUGCAUGACAUUUUGUUAUUCGAAAAACUAAGUAUAGUAUAGUACCUAAUUAAAGUAUUAAAGCAUUACUUUAAAUAGGUAUACUAUUUUUCGCAAAUGUCUUGAAAAACGUUAUAUAAUAUUCGUACGGAUUGGUAUUUAAAAACUCGUGAUUAUAUUGUAAAUAAAAUCUAAUCACAUUCGCCUACUCGUUUGUAAUAACCAACUUAGCGCACUUAUAUCAUAAAUAACUAUAUUAAAAAAAAUGCUGUUUUAUUAUAUAUAUUUUGUGAAGCUAUAAUAAUAAGAUGAUUACUCACUAUAUUUUUUUUUAAUUACGUUCUUAAAGAUAAUGCGGAAUUGUUUCAGCUUACAUUUGAAGUCAUUUGUUUUUAAACCGCACGAGAACGAAAGUGAAUGUACUGUCUUUUCGUAUUUUGGAACGGUUACGUCUAGAGAAUCUCUCUUGUAAUUGCCAAUUAGAGUUAGAAUUACUAUUUUUUAACAAAAUCAAAACUGAAGUCACGGUUAACUUAACUUUCGGUGAUGCAUUCAGGAAUUAUCUUCGAUUUUUCCACUUUGUACCAAAAUUGAUUCGCAAAUUUUCACGUACACCAAUCAUUUAUUUAUUUAUUUGCUGCCACGGAUAUUGUAAAGGUCUGAAGCUGUAGUUUUAUGAUAAUACUUGUUGCCGCCAGCGACUUCGUCCGAGUUACACAUAGUGUGUUUUAUGGGAAUCCCACAGAAUCCUGAAAAUGUUCUUGUAUCAAAGUAUCCAACGUCUCAAUCCAUGUCCAUCUAUGUGAACAAAUUUCACCCAAAAUAUGUUCAGUCGUUUUAGCGUGAUUGAGCAACAAGUAUACAAACUUUCACAUUUAUUAUACUUUGAUUUUAAUGAUGUAUAGCUUAUAUGCUUUUGUAUGUUGUUGUAACAAACUUUAUAAUUGUUGGUUUCCAUUGUUCUAGGUUUGUUUGUUGAUGGCAGUCGCCACAUGCCGGGCGGGCCACAUUGACAUCGGUGGCCAUGGAAACGGGGGUGGCUUAGAGGGUGGUCAAGGCUACGACUUCUCAGCUCAACUAUCAAGCGGUGGUCAAGAAGGUCACGACUUCGGUGGACAAGGCGGUCAUGACUUUGGAGGACAAGGCGGUCAAUUCUUAGGCGGGCAAGGCGGUCAUGAUUUUUCCGGCGGACAAGGGCAAGGAGGUCACGAUUUCACCCUGGCUCUAGCGCAAGGUGGUCAGGGAGGACAUGAUUUCGGUCAGUCUUUCGGAGGCCACGAUCAAGGCCAACAGAGCUUCGGCGGUCACGAAGGUGGAUUCGGAGGCCAAGGUUUCGGAGGAGACUCUUACUUGCAAGCUGCCCAUGAUUCGGGAAACCAAGGAUUCGGACACGGUGACUUGGGUGGCCAGAGCGGUGGCGACUUCGGUCACGGCGCUUCCUUCGGCGGCGGUGACUUCGGCGGUCACGGAGACGCAGGUGGUCAUGGCGACUUCGGCGGUCAGGGAUUCGGUCACGGUGGUCAACAGAGCUUCGAGCUUUCUGACGCCGGUCAUGGUGGUGACGAGCACGGAUUCGGCGCUCACGUCAUCCCCGUCGGAGAACACACUGAUGUCCAAAGCCCCGUUCAGGUUCCUCUGUACAAGCACGUGACCUAUCCCGUCCACAAGCCGAUUCACGUCAAUGUCCCCAAGCCCGUGCUAGUGGGAGUGCCCCAACCUUACCCCGUGAAAGUACCAGUCCACAAACCAGUCGCUGUACCAGUCGAGACUGAGAUCUCCAUCCCUGUUGAGAAGGUCGUACCUUACCCAGUCGUCAAGCACGUGCCUUACCCAGUCGAGAAGCACGUACCCAUCAAGGUGGAGAAGACCGUCACAGUCCACGUACCCCAGCCAUACCCCGUGAAGAUCCCAGUGUACAAAACCAUCCAUCAUCAUAAAGGUCAUUAA
Chilo suppressalis (striped riceborer) is the source of this 6059-nucleotide messenger RNA. The record is from the annotation of a GenBank genome assembly. Lineage: Eukaryota; Metazoa; Arthropoda; Insecta; Lepidoptera; Crambidae.